CUUUUAAAAAGGCCGCGGCGCCGGGAGCGGAGCGCGGCGCUGCCCGGGUUCGGUUACAUAACCGCCCGGCCUCACCCCAGCUCGCUCUCCGGCGCCGUAACAAAAAAGUUGGCAGCCUUUUUUUGGGGCCCUGCCCAGCAGUUGUCCGUUAAGAUUAUGUAACUGAACAAUGGGCCUUGUCUGGAACUUCUUCAUCUUUCAAAGGGGCUGAUCGGCGCCGUCCAGGUGGCUGACGAUUUAACGCCCGCCGAGUCGGGGCGGCCCCGAGCGUGGCAGGCGGGAGUGUGGCACCGAUAACGCGGUUUGGAAGGAUGCUCCAGUGGUGCUGGCCCGGCCACCUGACACUCCUCAGCGCCGCAGCCAUCUGGUGCCUUUUAAACGCAGUGAUCACUCCUGUAAUUUGGGCGGCGCACGCAGGAGUUCGGUUAAAAAAAAUGCACUUAUCGUUUCGUAUCAGGUGGCCUUUUGGGGGAAAGUUUGAGAUACGGAGGGAGACUGCGCUUCGACUUUGGAGAAAAGGCUGGCCUUCAAGUAUUUACAGCCUUAAAAAGGCUCGUAAAUAACUCGGGGUAGCGUUUAAGCCUCUUUCCGGAAAGAAUAUUUUAUUUGAGUUUGCUCUCCAAAGCUCGAGGAAUCGAUUCCAGUUCUGUUAAACUCCGAGGUGGCUCUCUAUUCAUGGAUACAGAAAAAUCAGGAAAAAGGGAAUUUGAUGUUCGACAGACUCCUCAAGUGAAUAUUAAUCCUUUUACUCCAGAUUCUCUGUUACUGCAUUCCUCAGGACAGUGUCGUAGAAGAAAGAGAGCAUAUUGGAAUGAUUCCUGUGGUGAAGACAUGGAAGCCAGUGAUUAUGAGUUUGAAGAUGAAACAAGACCUGCUAAAAGAAUUACAAUUACUGAAAGCAAUAUGAAGUCUCGAUAUACAACAGAAUUUCAUGAGCUAGAGAAGAUUGGUUCUGGAGAAUUUGGUUCUGUGUUUAAAUGUGUGAAGAGGCUGGAUGGAUGCGUUUAUGCCAUAAAGCGAUCAAAAAAGCCAUUGGCUGGCUCUGUUGAUGAGCAGAAUGCUUUGAGAGAAGUAUAUGCUCACGCAGUGCUUGGGCAACAUUCUCAUGUAGUUCGAUACUUCUCUGCCUGGGCAGAAGAUGAUCAUAUGCUUAUACAGAAUGAAUAUUGUAACGGUGGCAGUUUAGCCGAUGCCAUAAGUGAAAACUACAGAAGUAUGAGUUACUUUACAGAAGCAGAGUUGAAGGAUCUCCUCUUACAAGUUGGCCGGGGCUUGAAGUAUAUUCAUUCAAUGUCUUUAGUUCACAUGGAUAUAAAGCCUAGUAAUAUUUUCAUAUCUCGAACUUCAAUCCCAAAUGCUGCCUCUGAAGAAGGAGAUGAAGAUGACUGGGCAUCCAACAAAGUUAUGUUUAAAAUAGGUGACCUUGGACAUGUAACAAGGAUCUCUAGUCCACAAGUUGAAGAGGGUGAUAGCCGUUUUCUUGCAAAUGAAGUUUUACAGGAGAACUAUACUCAUCUACCAAAAGCAGAUAUUUUUGCCCUUGCCCUCACAGUGGUAUGUGCUGCUGGUGCUGAGCCUCUUCCCAGAAAUGGAGACCAAUGGCAUGAAAUUAGACAGGGUAGAUUACCUCGGAUUCCACAAGUGCUUUCCCAAGAAUUUACAGAGUUGCUAAAAGUUAUGAUUCAUCCAGAUCCAGAGAGAAGACCUUCAGCAAUGGCACUGGUAAAGCAUUCAGUAUUACUGUCUGCUUCAAGGAAGAGUGCAGAACAAUUACGAAUAGAAUUGAAUGCUGAAAAGUUCAAAAAUUCACUUUUGCAGAAAGAACUCAAGAAAGCCCAGAUGGCAAAAGCUGCAGCUGAGGAAAGAGCACUCUUCACUGAUCGGAUGGCCACCAGGUCCACCACCCAGAGUAAUAGAACAUCUCGACUUAUUGGAAAGAAAAUGAACCGCUCUGUCAGCCUUACCAUAUACUGAACUACUCAUUACCCACCUCCCCCAAAAAAAACUGUGACAAGAGGAAGCUAGGUUGAAAUCACUGCUACAAUCGAGUUAGCAAUUCCUUUUUCAAUCGGUGUCAGUAAUUUUACUGAAAUACCUUUUAGGACUUAUUUGUGAAUUACAGUUUAAAGCUGUAUUUUGACCAGUGCUUUAUCAGGCUUUUGUCUAGUCGUACCAGUCUGUCUUCUGUAGGAUGUCGGUCACUGUUGGAUGUUACACCAGCCUUUCCAGGGUUAACCACUGUGGUGGUGUGCUGCUUAUGGUUUGCUGUUGCAUUGUAAUAAAAGGUAUCUUUUCCUGUAGUGACCUGUAAAACAAGGACUCAAGGGCUUUAUUACAUACCUGUUCUCCCUUUGAAGAGGGAAAUGCUAAGAGACUCAGUACUCCUCAGCUUUCAAUGUACCUGUGUGUCAAUCUUAUAUUUCUUUUUUUUUUUUUCUAAAUUGUGAAUUAUACUUGUAUAUCCAACUGGGAGCACUUUGUAGGCAUUGCAUGAACCAUGGAAUGAUAAUUCUGUGGAAGUACUGCCUUGUGAAUUUGCUGCUAUUUUAGUUUUGUCUUUGCUGUAAAAUUGUAGCAUUAAACAAUCAUUGUUGUUAAUAGGCUUUCUUUUUAAAACAAUUAUGUGAAAUAUAUAGCUGCUCUUGAUGACAGUAGCUAUAUGCCUUUUUUUUCUUUGAACUUUGAAGCUAGUGCAUUGGAGAAAUGCACCUCCCUCCCCUCCUUUGGAAUGCUGUAUUAAUGUAGUAUAAUUAUUACUGGUUUUGUACUUUUUUCCUGAUAAUACCCUUCUCUGACUCUUUAAAAAAUGUUUUCUCCUUCCACCCAAGUUUUGUACCUGAUUGUAUUGUUAGUCUGUUUUUAAAUGUUUUGCCCGGUUUCUCUUCAAUAUUUGUGUAUAUAAACUAAUCUUGGUGAUACUGUACAUAGCUGUUUGAAAUGGCAGAAUGAUUUCUGACUAUCCCAAGCUUUUCACAAAAUAUAUUUUAUCUGUGAUUAGCCAUUUGACUAAUAAUACUGGCUAACAGAUACUGCAAAAAAAAAAAAUAGAAUUUGUUGUUUUUCUAUUAAUUUUCUUUUAAAACAUGUUUGCACGUGUCUGUUUGACUUGUGUUUUAUUAACAUUGAUUGGCAUAUUAAAAGUCACUCUGAGCUUA
Molecule: messenger RNA, 3155 nt
Organism: Bubalus bubalis (water buffalo)
Lineage: Eukaryota; Metazoa; Chordata; Mammalia; Artiodactyla; Bovidae
Gene: WEE1
Product: WEE1 G2 checkpoint kinase
Exons: 11
Coding region: 676-1974 (432 amino acids)
Biological process (GO): mitotic cell cycle; protein phosphorylation
Cellular component (GO): nucleus
Molecular function (GO): magnesium ion binding; non-membrane spanning protein tyrosine kinase activity; ATP binding
Source: RefSeq, a predicted model, not a curated record